AUGGCUGGCAAAACCUUAAAUUCUUUAUUUGAUUCGGGAGCAACACAUUCAUUCAUUGCAUUCGAAAAAGCUAGUGAGUUAGGAUUGAAGAUUGUAGUUUUAGGUUAUGACCUAAAGGUGUAUAAUGCCACCCAUGAAGCCAUGGUAACUAGGCUAGGAUGCCUGCAAGUUCCAUUUAGGAUCAAGCAACAUGACUUUGUCCAUAAUUUUAUCUGUUCGCCGAUGAUCGAUCUUAAUCUUAUCUUAGGACUGGACUGGUUAGCUGAGAACCAUGUCCUGCUCAACUGUUCUGCAAAAUUGGUGUACUUGAUGCCUGAAGAUACAGAAGGAACAGUUGUAUUGAAUAGUUAUUACUUGAAUUCGAUAAUGGUGAAUUGUUCAGGAACUGAAUGUCAGGGUAUCUUGUUGUUAACCACAGGUGUUUUGGGUGAUGAUCAAAGAUUGGAGCAAAUUUUGGUUGUGUGUGAGUUUCUGGAGGUGUUUCCCGACGAUAUUGAUGAAUUUCCACCUAACCAAAAAGUUGAAUUUGCUAUUGAGUUGGUGCCUGGGGCGGGACCAAUAUCGAGUGCUCCUUAUAGGAUGUCAACGCUAGUAAUGGCCGAGGUAAAGUCUCAGUUAGAGGAUCUAUUGGGUAAGAACUUUAUCCGAUCAAGUGUUUCCCUGUGGGGCGCGCUAGUGCUACUGGUAAAGAAGAACGACGGGAGUAUGCGGCUCUGUGUGGAUUACAGACAACUGAACAAGAUAAGAGUGAGUGGUGAGAACAUCCCUAAGACUGCUUUCAGGACUCGUUAUGGUCAUUACGAGUACACUAGUGAAGAAGAGCAUGCAGAACACUUGAAGAUCGUGUUGCAGAUACUAAAGGAAAAGAAACUCUAUGCGAAAUUGUCCAAAUGUGAAUUUUGGAAGAGUGAGGUGAAGUUUUUGGGUCACGUGGUGAGUAAGCAAGUGAUAGCAGUAGACCCAUAUAAAAUGGAGGCGAUAGCUUUGUCAUUGACAAGGUUAACCCGCAAAGACACACUAUUUGUUUGGACUCCUGAGUGUGAGGAGAGCUUUCAGGCGUUGAAGCAAAAGUUGACCACCGCACCUGUGUUGGUGUUACCUGAGCCAAAUGAGUCAUUCGAGAAGGUGAAGAUUGAAGACCAGAGACCUGCCGGGAUGUUGCAACCUUUAGAGUUAGCUCACUUUUUACCCGUUUGGAUGACUUACACCCUUGAAGAGCUAGCACGGUUAUACGUAAAGAAGAUUGUGAGAAUUCAUGGUGUCCCUGCUACUAUAAUCUCUGAUAGAGACCCUCGUUUCACUUUGAGGUUUUGGGGUGAAUUUCAGAAAGCUUUCGGAACCUAA
Molecule: messenger RNA, 1344 nt
Organism: Arachis stenosperma
Lineage: Eukaryota; Viridiplantae; Streptophyta; Magnoliopsida; Fabales; Fabaceae
Exons: 6
Coding region: 1-1344 (447 amino acids)
Source: RefSeq, a predicted model, not a curated record